UGUCUUCAUGUGUUUGUCUUUCCGACAACAACACUUUGCUUAAAAAUGUGACGGUAAUAGCCCUUUAAUAUAUUAUAUUUUUUCUUUUGCCCUCUUCUUUUAUUCUAAUUUUUCACUUAUAUCCUUGUCAAUGGCUUUGGAAUUUGUCCGUCCUUGCAGAAGACACCAAACUCAAUCAAGCUAAUUUUGAAAUUGAUUAAUUCAAAAGAAAAUAAAAGUUAAAGAAUUUUUGUCUCGUAUUUUUCAACCUUUUUGAUGUUAGCUAGCUCCAUGGACAAAAAUCUUGUCAUCAACGGAAUCACAUUUGUUCAAAAUUUGAAAAUCAAGAUGGUGCUGCACUCUAGAAAAUAACAAGUGGUGAUGCAUGCAUGGCAGGUACCAUACAAGAACAUCCAAAAGUAAGUACUGCAUUCGUCGCAUUGCUAACUAUGCUGACAACACGUGUGUUAACACUCUUUGUUGCAUGGAAUUUUGUUGUUGAUCACUUAGCACUACAUGUCAACAACCAAAACUCAUCCUUCUUAUCACUUAAUCUUUUAUUCUAUGUUCUUUUUCUGAUCAUCUCUUGCAAAUCAUGCUCUUCAUUAAUCUUUCUGCCAUGAGUUUUAUAAACUCUGUGUUGGAUUGGGUGGUGCCUCCUGCUAGCUUGGUGAUGCUAGCAUGUUCAUGGCCAGCCUUAUGCUUUAUCAAUACAUGUGAGUGGCUCUACAGAUCUUUCUUUAGUGAGGAUAUGGAGGAUAAAGUUGUUAUCAUCACUGGAGCUUCUUCUGGCAUAGGAGAACAAAUUGCAUAUGAAUAUGCAAAGAGGAAAGCAAUUCUUGUUCUGAUUGCACGUAGAGAGCACCGGCUUAGAGGGGUCAGUGAGAAAGCUAGGUAUAUUGGUGCAAAGCGUGUCCUGAUUAUGGCUGCAGAUGUUGUCAAGGAGGAUGAUUGUAGGAGAUUUGUCAAUGAGACCAUAAAUUACUUUGGUCGGGUGGAUCAUCUUGUCAAUACAGCAAGUUUGGGGCAUACAUUUUACUUUGAAGAAGUAGGAGACACCUCUGUGUUUCCCCAUUUCUUGGACAUAAACUUUUGGGGAAAUGUCUAUCCAACUUAUGUGGCUCUUCCAUACCUACGUCAGAGCAAUGGACGAGUUGUUGUUAAUGCAGCAGUUGAGAGCUGGUUACCUCUGCCGAGAAUGAGCUUAUAUGCUGCUGCAAAGGCUGCCCUGGUGAGCUUCUACGAGUCACUGAGAUUUGAAGUGAAUGGUGAAGUUGGAAUAACAAUUGCAUCUCAUGGUUGGAUUGGGAGCGAAAUGAGUAGAGGCAAGUUCAUGCUAGAGGAUGGAGCAGAGAUGCAAUGGAAAGAAGAGAGAGAAGUAAACGGGACUGGUGGUCCAGUAGAGGACUAUGCAAAGAUGAUUGUGUCGGGAGCUUGCCGAGGACAUCAAUAUGUCAAGUACCCAAGCUGGUAUGACAUAUUCCUCCUUUACAGGAUGUUUGCACCUGGAAUUCUCAACUGGGCUCUUCGAAUGUUGCUUGCACCGAAUGGUUCAAGAAGAACGUCUAUGAUAGGCACCGGGAGACCUGCAUUAAUUUGAAGGCGGCGGCUCUCCAAGGAAACUUCUUACUGGUCCUCUCCAUCCCAAUCCCCAGCAAACGCAGAUGCAGAAACUGGAAUAAAAAGAAAGAAAAAGCCUCGUCUCAGUAAUCAAUCAUGCAUUUGAGCUCUUUUAUAGCUGGUUUUGCUUACUUACUGUCCAUUUGUGGCUUUGUGACAUUUUAUGCUGAUAAUAAACUGGAGUUCUCUUGUGA
Molecule: messenger RNA, 1793 nt
Organism: Populus trichocarpa (black cottonwood)
Lineage: Eukaryota; Viridiplantae; Streptophyta; Magnoliopsida; Malpighiales; Salicaceae
Product: 11-beta-hydroxysteroid dehydrogenase B
Exons: 6
Coding region: 575-1579 (334 amino acids)
Molecular function (GO): oxidoreductase activity
Source: RefSeq, a predicted model, not a curated record